AUGCCCGGCUCCUCGCGCAUGCCCAUCAGCCUUCGCGGCUCCGGCGCCCUCAAGCCCGGCAGCUCGUCGGCUCUAUAUCUGGGCCUGCUGAACCUCGACCUGCUCCGCAACAUCAUCUUCUUCUACUUCGUCUCCCGCUGGACGCGACGCCUCUACUGGAAGCUCCGGGGCCGGGGCGUCAUUGGCGCCAUACUCGAGCUCUACCGCGACGUGCGGCGCGUGCUGUACGGCUGGUUUCUGCAGGCGCCCGGGGUGCGGACGCAGGUGCGGGCCAAGGUCAAGGAGUCGCUGGACAAGAUGGCGGCCAAGCUGGUGCCGCCGGCGCAGACGCGGUACCUGACGCUGCCCAAGGAGGGGAUGCCCGAGGCGGAUGUGCGCGCAGAGCUGGACGCGCUGGCCGGCAUGGACCACACGCGCUGGGAGGACGGCCGCGUCUCGGGCGCCGUCUACCACGGCGAGGCCGACCUCAUCCGCCUCCAGACCGACGCCUACGGCCUCUUCACCGUGUCCAACCCGAUCCACCCGGACGUCUUCCCGGGCGUCCGCAAGAUGGAGGCCGAGGUCGUCAGCAUGGUGCUCAACAUGUUCCACGCGCCCCAGGGCGCCGCCGGCGCGUCCACCAGCGGCGGCACCGAGAGCAUCCUGCUUGCCUGCCUGGCCGCCCGCCAGAAGGCCUACGUCGAGCGCGGCGUGACGGAGCCUGAGAUGAUCCUCCCCAUCACCGCACACACAGCCUUCCGCAAGGCCGGCGACUACUUCAAGAUCAAGGUGCACUUUGUCGACUGCCCCGCGCCCAACUACCAGGUCGACCUGCGCGGCGUCUCGCGCCUCAUCAACCGCAACACCGUCAUGCUCGUCGGCUCCGCGCCCAACUUCCCGCACGGCAUCAUCGACGACAUCUCCGGGCUCGCGCGCCUCGCCGUGCGCUCCAAGCUGUGGCUGCACGUCGACUGCUGCCUGGGCUCCUUCGUCAUCGCGUGCCUCGAAAAGGCCGGCUUCGAGUCGGAGCCGUUCGACUUCCGCGUCAAGGGCGUGUCGAGCAUCAGCGUCGACACGCACAAGUACGGCUUCGCGCCCAAGGGCAACUCGACGGUGCUGUACCGCACCGCCGCGCUGCGCACCUACCAGUACUACGUGUGCCCGGACUGGUCCGGCGGCGUGUACGCGUCGCCGGGGCUCGCGGGGUCGCGCCCCGGGGCGCUCAUCGCGGGCUGCUGGGCGAGCCUCGUCUCCGUCGGCGAGGCGGGCUACGUGGACGCGUGCGGCAAGAUUGUGGGCGCGGCGCGCAAGAUCGCCGAUGCGAUCCGCGAGUCGCCGGCGCUCGCCGGCGAGCUCGAGAUUGUCGGCCGGCCGCUCGUCUCCGUCGUGGCCUUUACGGCGCAGACGCUGGACAUUUACGACAUUGCGGACGCCAUGUCGGCGAGGGGCUGGCACCUCAAUGCGCUGCAGAACCCGCCGGCGAUCCACGUGGCGGUCACGCUGCCGAUCACAAAGGUCUGGGCGAAGCUGAUCAGCGACUUGGAGGCGGCGGUGGAGGAGGAGCGCGAGAAGGAGCGCGUGCGAGUGGUGGAGGGCAAGGGCGCGAAGGGCAAGGCGGUCGGCGACUCGGCGGCGCUGUACGGCGUGGCCGGCUCGCUGCCCAACAAGAGCGUCGUCGUGGACCUGGCGACGGGAUUCCUUGACCUGCUGUACAAGGCGUAA
Messenger RNA from Cordyceps fumosorosea ARSEF 2679, 1701 nucleotides. Its product is annotated as sphingosine-1-phosphate lyase. Lineage: Eukaryota; Fungi; Ascomycota; Sordariomycetes; Hypocreales; Cordycipitaceae. The coding region runs from base 1 to 1701 and encodes 566 amino acids. Gene Ontology annotation, biological process: sphingolipid catabolic process; carboxylic acid metabolic process. Gene Ontology annotation, cellular component: endoplasmic reticulum. Gene Ontology annotation, molecular function: pyridoxal phosphate binding; sphinganine-1-phosphate aldolase activity. The transcript is spliced from 3 exons. The record is from RefSeq and is a predicted model, not a curated record.